Sorex fumeus (smoky shrew) is the source of this 407-nucleotide messenger RNA. RefSeq names its product secretoglobin family 1A member 1 (gene SCGB1A1). Lineage: Eukaryota; Metazoa; Chordata; Mammalia; Eulipotyphla; Soricidae. Gene Ontology annotation, cellular component: cytoplasm. Gene Ontology annotation, biological process: signal transduction. The record is from RefSeq and is a predicted model, not a curated record. The transcript has 3 exons. Bases 28 to 303 code for a protein of 91 amino acids.
AGACAGCCUCGCCUCCCUCCUGCCACCAUGAAGCUCGCCAUCACCUUCGCCGUGGUCAUGCUGGCUCUCUGCUGCGGAUCCGCUAAGGCCGAGAUCUGCCCAGAAUUCCUAGAGGCCCUGAGAACUCUCUUCGAAGGCCCCGUUUCUGACUAUGAGGCUGCAAUCGCUGUCUUCGAACCCACUGAAGAUAUGAAGCUCGGAGGGGUCACACUGAAGAAAAUGAUGGAGUUGGUUCCGCCCCAGAUCAAGGAUGGUGCCGCCAAGCUCACGCAAAAAAUUAUCCAAAGCCCACAGUGUGCUUAGGACUCAGAAACUGAAGAUCUGCAACUGCCGACACCCCCGAGUCUCUUCUGCACCCCUACUUCACCCCCACUAGCUGUCCCGGGCCUCCUCCGUCCCCCAAUAAA